GUAGUUCACCUAAAUAAGAUUGAAAAGGUUGUCGUUACGUUACAAAAGAGAAACGGACUCUCCGGCCCGCCUGUGAGAUGAGAUAAGCCAAAAAAAUAUCCACAUUAUUUAUUGCGACGAUUUGCUUUUGCUUUUGCUUUCGCUUUCGCACCCUACUUUGAUCGCGACGAGAUAACGGACCUUGGUCGCUGCGAAGUUUCAUAGAAUUCAUCGUUGACAACCACUUCACUACAGCAGAUCGAAUACCAAGCUUCUCAAUCUUUUUUUUUUUAGCUUCACGGAGAACCAUAAUUUGUGCUUUUAUGGCGCCAAAUUGAGCGAGGCUGGAUUUUGGACGAGCUCCGGCGAUGAAAUGGGCCAAUUUGUCGAUUGUUUCGCUAUAGCAAUGUGUUUCUUUUGUUGGGAAUUGGAUGAAUUUUGAAUUUGUUCCAGAGAAAUUUUAAUUGAGUUUGGGGAUGAGUUCUUAGCGGAUUGUGAAGUUGGUUUAUUUGGAUAAGGAAGAUAUUCACAAGAUCAAAAGAAAUGGCUACUCCUGUUGAGCCUCCAAAUGGAGUUAGGAUUCAGGGGAAGCAUUACUAUUCUAUGUGGCAAACCUUGUUUGAGAUUGACACGAAAUAUGUGCCCAUCAAGCCUAUUGGCCGAGGAGCCUACGGGAUUGUUUGCUCCUCUGUGAACAGAGAAACCAAUGAGAAAGUUGCAAUCAAGAAAAUACACAAUGCUUUUGAGAAUCAUGUUGAUGCACUGAGAACUUUGCGUGAACUCAAGCUUCUUCGGCAUCUUCGACAUGAAAAUGUCAUUCAAUUGAAGGAUGUGAUGAUGCCAAUUCAUAAAAGAAACUUCAAGGAUGUCUAUCUGGUAUAUGAACUCAUGGAUACGGAUCUGCAUCAAAUUAUUAAGUCUUCUCAAGCACUUAGUAAUGACCACUGCCAAUACUUCCUAUUCCAGUUGCUUCGAGGUUUGAAGUAUCUUCACUCAGCAAACAUUCUCCACCGUGACUUGAAGCCUGGGAAUCUACUUAUCAAUGCAAACUGUGAUCUAAAAAUUUGUGAUUUUGGGCUUGCACGUACUAGCAAUGGCAAGGGCCAAUUCAUGACGGAGUAUGUUGUCACUCGCUGGUAUCGAGCUCCAGAACUACUCCUAUGCUGUGAUAAUUAUGGGACUUCCAUUGAUGUCUGGUCCGUCGGAUGUAUCUUUGCAGAGCUUCUCGGCCGGAAACCUAUCUUCCCAGGCACAGAGUGUCUGAACCAGCUUAAACUUAUCAUCAACAUCCUUGGCAGCCAGAGGGAGGAGGAUCUAGAAUUUAUUGAUAACCCUAAGGCUAAGAAAUACAUCAAGUCACUUCCAUAUUCUCCUGGUACCCCAUUUUCUCGCCUUUACCCUAAUGCCCAUCCUUUGGCAAUUGAUCUGCUUGGUAAAAUGCUUGUUUUUGACCCAUCAAAGAGAAUAACUGUAACUGAAGCACUCCAACACCCUUACAUGUCCCCACUUUAUGAUCCCAGCAGCAAUCCCCCAGCACAGGUCCCUAUUGAUCUCGACAUAGAUGAGGAUUUAGGCGAGGACAUGAUUCGGGAGAUGAUGUUGAAGGAGAUCCUCCAUUACCAUCCUGAAGAAGGUACAGCCAACGGGCAGAUGUGUGCCUGAUCUGGUUCCGUAGUUCUUAGGCGCCUGAGAGGGAUAGUAGUCUUCUAUAAACUGAGGAAGUUUUUGUUGUGGUAACAUUUAGUUUCUGUUGUUGUUUUACUCGUGUCCACUGUUGUCCCUUAAUAAUCUUAAUGAAGCAUGCACCAGUCAUGUAUGCCAUGGAUGCAUGAUUUAACUAACUUCAGUUCUCAAGGGCUUAUUGAUGAGCUUAAGCUCUGAAAUUUAUGUGGCCCUGUCAGUUUGUAAAUAGGUGUGCCGAUGUAAGAUUUAUGGGAAAAAAUUUGUUGUAUGUUAGAAUAUCUAAUAUGUAUUGUAGUACUGUCAUGAUAACCAAGCUUCCUCUUUUGGGAUGUUGUAAGCUUACAAAUGACAUAUGCAAAUGUAUACCAUGUAGACAUAUUUGCUUUUUUUCC
Manihot esculenta (cassava) is the source of this 2054-nucleotide messenger RNA. Its product is annotated as mitogen-activated protein kinase homolog NTF3. Gene Ontology annotation, biological process: protein phosphorylation; intracellular signal transduction. Lineage: Eukaryota; Viridiplantae; Streptophyta; Magnoliopsida; Malpighiales; Euphorbiaceae. The coding region runs from base 523 to 1641 and encodes 372 amino acids. Gene Ontology annotation, cellular component: cytoplasm; nucleus. Gene Ontology annotation, molecular function: ATP binding; MAP kinase activity. The transcript has 3 exons. The record is from RefSeq and is a predicted model, not a curated record.